AUGCAUUAUUCAUUUGGAAUUUCAGUUGUAGAUGGUCAGGACAGCAACGGUCAGUACGUACAGUCUACACAGUAUGGCACUAUCUACUCCUCGGGACAGGGCUUUCAACAGCCUGGGACGCAGUACGGGAACACUGCCGUGAAUACGAAUAGUCAGAACUUACAAUACGAUCAACCAUCUGACACUCUCAACAAUCAGCAGUCAUACCCAAAUAGCCAACAGCAACAGUCGUACAAUACGAACACGCAGUAUGCGACCCAGCAGAACCAAGUCGGAUACAACACCCAAUCGCAACAGUCAACUCAGAACCAGUACCUGAACAACGGACAAGUUCAAUCUUACUCCUAUGACCAGCAGAAUCAACCUGCAUACAAUACCCAACAGCAAUACUCCUAUGACCAGCAGAAUCAACCUGCAUACAAUACCCAACAGCAAACGUAUCAGGACCAAUAUUUCAAUAAUGGGCAAGCACCUUACUCUAACAGCCAGCAGCCGAACUUGUACGGCCUGCAGUACGAUGCCGGAAGUGGUCAAACUCAAUAUGGACAACCUAGUGGAAACCAACAGUACAAUAACGGGCAGACUCAGAAUGCGCUUUACGGCAGUGUCGGCUCAUCAAGUGGUGAUACUCAAGUUCAAAUACUAGACUACUCCUUUACCAACGGAAAUUGUAAAUUCGAGAAUGGAUAUGUAACAGAGAAUGGUCAACAACGUCAAGCCACCCAACAAGACAUGGCUACUGUGGCCCAGUACAAGCAGGCUCUGAGCGAUUAUAUGAAGCAAAUCAACUCUAAUAUGGGCGAUUGGGUGAGCGGCAUUUUCAAGACGUUUUCACUAACACAACAACAGAAUUUCCCUACAGUUCCAUCUCUGCCGGCAGCACCCCAGGUACCUUGCUUGUGCAGCCCUCAAAAUUGCGGCACUUCACAGCAGCCUCAGCAGAACAUUGCCUAUGACCCUAGCAAUCAGUAUGGUCAACAAGGAAACCAAUACAUGCAAAACGUACCUCAGAACAACAACCAGUACCAGUCAAACUCGAAUCAGAUGCAGUAUCAGAAUGGUGCCCAACAAGUUCCGCUAUACAACGGCCGCAGAAAAUAG
Messenger RNA from Haemonchus placei, 1101 nucleotides. The record is from the annotation of a GenBank genome assembly. NCBI's taxonomy places the organism in Eukaryota, Metazoa, Nematoda, Chromadorea, Rhabditida, Trichostrongylidae.